This is a messenger RNA of Necator americanus (New World hookworm), 213 nucleotides long. RefSeq lists its product as uncharacterized. Bases 1 to 213 code for a protein of 70 amino acids. The transcript is spliced from 2 exons. The record is from RefSeq and is a predicted model, not a curated record. Lineage: Eukaryota; Metazoa; Nematoda; Chromadorea; Rhabditida; Ancylostomatidae.
AUGAAAGCUCGAAAACAGGGGGAAUGCAGCUCAUGCGAGAGUCCGACUCUCAGCCAACAGCCAGCCCGAUCAAUUGGCUGCAGGUGCGCUACGCCGCGCAGGUCUUCUGCUUCGUGCCCCGUCUCAUAUGAUCUAGAACAAAUAAAUUUAGCGUACUUCAACCAAGGAUGUCCAGGCAACUACAUGUGGGCGACGCCGAAUAUUUUCAACUGA